Salvia hispanica is the source of this 450-nucleotide messenger RNA. NCBI's taxonomy places the organism in Eukaryota, Viridiplantae, Streptophyta, Magnoliopsida, Lamiales, Lamiaceae. The record is from RefSeq and is a predicted model, not a curated record.
AUGCCGAGGAGGAAGAUGAGGAAGAGGAGGCAGAGGCAGAGGCUGUGGGAGAUGGCACCCGUCAUCCAUACAGCCCAAGCCGAGACGUUGGCUGCGUACGACGCUUGGAUCAGCGUCUCGUACGAUCCUGUCGUCGGGAAUCAACAAACCCACAAGUGUUUUUGGCUAAAAGUCACCGAAGUUUACAACGCACGAAGGCCGAAGAAUACCGUUCCCCGCAACGUGAAGAUGCUCCGCAGUCAUUGGGACCGAUGCGACAGAGAUGUCAAAAAAUUUUGCGCGAUAUACAGGGGAGAAGAGGCGAAUUAUCAGAGCGGAGCCAGUGGAGCCGACAUUCUGAGAGCGGCGUUGCGGGUCUUCAAAGAUGACGUCGGCAAAGAUUUCAAGCUUGUCGAUGUUUGGUCGCAAGUCCACCACCUUGAAAGGUGCACCGCCGACUUCGGGGGAUGA